CCCACCGCCCAGCUCUCGCGAGGUCUCCGCGCGGCUCCUCCCCCUGAGCUCCGCUUGGAAGCCGUAGAGGGUCGCUGAGUCGCGUCUCCCUCGUGGCCGCAAGAUGCACGCGGACGACGUUGUCUGGGACACUCUUGGCAAUAGACAGUUCUGCUCAUUUAAGAUCAAGACGAAAACACAGAGCUUUUGCCGGAAUGAAUUUAAUAUAACAGGCUUGUGCAACCGCUCCUCCUGCCCCUUGGCAAACAGCCAGUAUGCUACCAUUAAGGAAGAGAAAGGGCAGUGUUACCUCUAUAUGAAGACCAUCGAACGUGCUGCGUUCCCCAAUCGGCUGUGGGAAAGGGUCCGGCUGAGCAAGAACUAUGAGAAAGCGCUGGAGGAGAUUGACGAGAACCUGAUCUAUUGGCCCCGCUUCAUCCGGCACAAGUGCAAGCAGCGCUUCACCAAGAUCACCCAGUACCUGAUCCGAAUCCGCAAGCUGACUCUCAAGAGACAGAGGAAGCUUGUCCCGUUGAGUAAAAAGAUCGAAAGGCGUGAGAAGAGGCGAGAGGAAAAAGCUCUGGUUGCUGCUCAGCUGGACAAUGCAAUUGAGAAAGAAUUGCUGGAGAGACUCAAGCAGGAAACGUACGGUGAUAUCUAUAACUUCCCCAUCCAUGCCUUCGACAAAGCUCUAGAACAGCAGGAAGCGGAGAGUGAGAGUGACUCGGAUACAGAGAAGAAGGACGAGGAGGAAGAAGACUCGAACAAGAGAGAAUUUGUGGAGGUAGAUGAGAGUGACCUCAGUGACUUUGAGGAUAUGGAUAAACUGGCAACGAGCAGUGAGGAGGACGAGGAGGAGGCUACAUCCAGCGAGGAGGACGAGAAAGGCCAGCGGCCCACGUCUAAGGGCAAAACUCCCUUGAAGGGGCCGGCAGUCAGGAAAAAACGAGCUUAUGUUGAAAUAGAGUAUGAGCAGGAGACAGAACCGCUGUCUAAAUCGAAAGCAACGUGAUUCCUCCCAGUUUUUG
Messenger RNA from Lacerta agilis (Sand lizard), 1007 nucleotides. RefSeq names its product MAK16 homolog (gene MAK16). The record is from RefSeq and is a predicted model, not a curated record. Lineage: Eukaryota; Metazoa; Chordata; Lepidosauria; Squamata; Lacertidae. The transcript is spliced from 10 exons. The coding region runs from base 104 to 991 and encodes 295 amino acids. Gene Ontology annotation, biological process: maturation of 5.8S rRNA; maturation of LSU-rRNA. Gene Ontology annotation, cellular component: nucleolus; preribosome, large subunit precursor.